GGUUCCGGUGCCCAUGAGGUAGCUCACAUGCAUCUCUCUCUUCACUCAGGGCUGGUGCACAAGUGUCAGGAGGAGAAAGGCCAGCUGUGUUGCAGCAAAGGCCCUCCAGACACUCACCAUCAACCUGUUCCAUAUCUGCAAUGGCACAGCAGGACAAAGUCUUGAAAGAGCAAGUGUGCCUGCUGUGUCGCCGGGCAGAGGCGGACCCGGACAUCUGUGGCAUCAAGAGGGUGAAGUUCAGGCUCUGUGUCCAUAUCUACUGCCAGUUCUUUGCCAGCGGGCUUUUUCCACAAGAGAACUCGGAAGAAUUUUUUGUUAGGGACACCAGACGCGUCAUCCAGGAGGCAGCCAAGAAGGUGAGGACCUGGAAGGAGCAGGGAGCUUUGCACCAAGAGAGGCUCCUGGAUUCCAGGAAAGAAACCCCAGCCCCAGCACAGGCAACAGCCUCGUGCCCAGCAUUGUUUCGCUUGCAGCAAGAUGGGGGCCACCAUCACUUGCUGCAAGCCGGGAUGUGACCGCAGCUUCCAUCUGCCCUGUGCCCCACAGGGAGAAUGCGUCACCCAGUUCUUCGGGCUCUACAGGUCCUUCUGCUGGGAGCACCGCCCACGGCAGGCAGUGCAGGCCCGUCCAAGGCAGAACAACACCUGCAGCAUCUGCCUGGAUACCGUGGAAGACAAAACAUCCUACAGAACAAUGGUGUGCCCCGCGUGCCAAGAUGCCCACUUCCACCGGCACUGCAUCCAGAGACUGGCUCUCCACGCUGGCAUCUGCUUCCACUGCCCAUGCUGCCAGAACCAAGAGCUGUUUCUGAUGGAAAUGCUCACAAUGGGGAUCCGAAUCUCCAAGAGCAGACCUCCAUCGUGGGAGAGUGACCCAGCAGUCGGAGCAUUGGAUCAGAGGCACAGCCGCUGCGACGCCAGCACGUGCCUUUGCCCGGGAGGCAGGAAGCACACAGAGGAGGAGGGGCCCUGGGAACUGCUCCUGUGCAGCUCCUGCGCUGCAGAGGGCACCCAUCGACACUGCUCCUCUUUGGAGAGCAGCACCAGCUCCUGGGAGUGCAAGGGCUGUGCUGGCACAGAGACUGGGUCCACUGACAAUUCAGAGCUUGUCAGGCCCAACACCUCCAGCCAGGCAGCAUCAGGGCUGUGCCAUGCAAGCAGCAGCCUCUCCAGACACCCUGGGCAAGCCCAGAUCCAACACUGCACACAGAGACUACAGCAGGCACAAAACUCAGGCAGCCCCACAGUAAAACACCCAAGGAUCAACCGUGUGCCACUGCUGAGUGCUGAGACCAGCAGCCUCAGCACUUCCAGUCAGGCAGAGUCAAGGUUGUCCCAGAACACGUUGCCCGUCUGCUUUCCCUGCCCUCGGCAGGGCUUGAAGCGGCAGCGCCCAGAGCAGGACAACGAGUCCUGGACACCCUACAGCCCGCCGGCAAAACGCCGCAGGAUCUCCGAAGAGCCAGCCCAGAGUGCUCCAGCCAGCGGGCCCAGCAUCUUCAGUCAGGCAUCGUGGCUGUACCGCAGCAUUUGGGUGGCCAACAGAGCGUUAGCACAGUUACUACCACUGUACAGGCCAUCAUGGCUCUUCCCCAGCUCCGUGAGGGAAAACCACUCCCAGCUGGGGCCGGUUCGGAUGCGACACAUCUCACGGCAGCGGCGGCGGGUGAGGAAGCCCUACAGCCUGCCCCGAAACCACCGCAGGACCAGGUGUGCACCAGCCCCACAUGCUGGGCCCCCCCCACCACCACAGAAACACAAGAAAAAAGGAAAAUAAAAGUUCGUUUGCACU
Molecule: messenger RNA, 1791 nt
Organism: Manacus vitellinus (golden-collared manakin)
Lineage: Eukaryota; Metazoa; Chordata; Aves; Passeriformes; Pipridae
Product: G2/M phase-specific E3 ubiquitin-protein ligase
Exons: 8
Coding region: 478-1776 (432 amino acids)
Cellular component (GO): nucleus
Source: RefSeq, a predicted model, not a curated record